UACAAGCCAGCAACCAAUAGAACUAGGCAGAUACGGUCGUUGUAUCGAUAAGAGUUAAUGAGAUAGUUUCGUAAAACGAUGAUAGUUAGCUUCAGGUGGUUCUAAAACAGCAAUUAGCAAUGUAUCAACCAUUGGAAAAGGAAAAUUUGUUCACAAAAUACAUCCGGAUAGGAGUGGUGGUUGCGGCCUAUUGGAUCAUUUCCAUUCUGACGGUGUUUGUGAACAAAGCACUUUUGAGUGGGUUAAAGCUCGAUGCGCCGCUAUUUGUGACGUGGUUUCAAGUGCUAACUUCAUCGUCAAUAUGUUUCACAAUGAGCAUGCUCAGCAAGCGAUAUCCACGCAUCGUCAGCUUUCCCGACGGUAAUCCCUUCGAUCGGGAAACUUUCCGCAAGGUGAUCCCAUUGUCCAUCCUAUUCACGGCAAUGAUAGCAACGAACAAUCUAUGCCUAAAGUACGUCGGGGUAGCCUUCUACUACGUGGGUCGUUCGUUGACGACCGUCUUCAACGUGCUAUUGACGUACGGCUUGUUGGGGCAGAAAACGAGCACCAAAGCGGUUCUGUGUUGUGUGCUGAUUGUGGCCGGAUUUUGGAUCGGUGUCGAUCAGGAAAGUUUAACAGAAUCAUUUUCGCUGGUCGGUACAAUAUUCGGUGUGCUUGGUUCGUUGAGCCUUUCGCUGUAUUCGAUCUACACAAAGCGCACACUGCAGCACGUAAACCAAGAAGUGUGGUUGCUAAGCUACUACAACAAUGUCUACUCUGCGGUACUUUUCAUUCCAUUGAUGAUCAUCAACGGGGAGGUGCAGGAAGUGUUGAACUAUGAACACUUGGCUGAGGCUUGGUUUUGGGGUGUCAUGACAAUUGGAGGCAUUUUCGGUUUCGCCAUUGGGUUUGUAACGACCCUGCAGAUAAAGGUUACCUCGCCGCUUACGCAUAACAUCUCCGGUACGGCUAAAGCGUGCGCUCAAACAGUCAUAGCGACGUCCUGGUACCAGGAAACAAAAUCAUUCCUUUGGUGGACAUCGAACGUGGUCGUGUUGCUUGGUUCGGCAUUCUACACACGCGUCAAACAGAUCGAAAUGGACCAGUUGCAUCGUGAACAAAUGAAUAGUCAGAAGGUAUGAGUAACAGUUAUUAGUUUAUAUCUUAUCUCCUUAUACAAAAGUACAGGGUUUACUUUGAACAACACAAAAGGUAUCUUAAAAAUAAAACAUUAACAUAGUGCGCUUUCAA
Molecule: messenger RNA, 1230 nt
Organism: Anopheles funestus (African malaria mosquito)
Lineage: Eukaryota; Metazoa; Arthropoda; Insecta; Diptera; Culicidae
Gene: nac
Product: GDP-fucose transporter 1
Exons: 2
Coding region: 120-1121 (333 amino acids)
Biological process (GO): protein O-linked glycosylation via fucose; GDP-fucose import into Golgi lumen
Cellular component (GO): Golgi apparatus
Molecular function (GO): antiporter activity
Source: RefSeq, a predicted model, not a curated record